Molecule: messenger RNA, 1503 nt
Organism: Aspergillus terreus NIH2624
Lineage: Eukaryota; Fungi; Ascomycota; Eurotiomycetes; Eurotiales; Aspergillaceae
Product: MFS transporter
Exons: 4
Coding region: 1-1503 (500 amino acids)
Biological process (GO): transmembrane transport
Molecular function (GO): transmembrane transporter activity
Source: RefSeq, a predicted model, not a curated record
AUGAUUUGUUGGCCAUGUUCCACCCCGGCAGCGGAAGGCUAUUGUACACCAAACAUCGAGCCCGUGAUCUCCAAAUUACCGAGCAUCCAAAAUUCUCCUGAGUUCGAAGUCAAUUGGGAAGCCAACGACCCUGAAAAUCCUCGUUUGUGGCCACUUUGGUAUAAAAGUCUGACCGUCGCGGUCAUGAGUCUGAGCACGACAGUCGUCAGUCUAUCAAGCACCCUAUACACAUCCGGUAUACCUGGGGUGCAAAAAGAAUUUGGUGUUUCCAAGCUCGCAGCCCUUGCCGGUGUCACAACUUACAUGUUUGGCAUGGCUAUCGGCGGCGUUGUGUUUGCUCCGCUGAGCGAACUGGUCGGUCGGAGGCCAGUCUAUAUUGCCGCAAUGACGGCCUUUCUCCUAUUCCUACUGCCGCCUGCAUUGGCGCAUAACAUUGAAACCAUCCUUGUGAGCAGGUUCUUUGGUGGGCUCUUUGGAAGUGCUCUGAUGUCGAACUCACCCGCGUCCGUGAAUGAUAUUAUAUCGGAUGAACACCGGGCGUUGGCAUUUGGCUUCUGGUCAAUUGGCCCUACCAACGGACCUGUUUACGGUCCGAUUAUUGGGGGCUUUGUCUACGAAUAUCUCGGGUGGAGAUGGACACAUUGGAUUGUGCUCAUCAUCGGAGGUGGCGUCAUCGUCGUGUUGGCGUCUAUCAAGGAAACCUAUGCCCCGGUGAUUCUGAGACGGCGUGCAAAGCAGAGGAUAGUAGAAACGCAAAAUCCAAAAUGGUGGACACGAUAUGAUGGCGGACAGGACUUCAAGUUAUCCCUGCGAGCAAGUAUGAGCCGGCCAUUUGUGAUGCUUCUCACAGAGCCAAUCUGUAUAUUUUGGGACGUCUAUGUCGCACUUGUCUACGGCAUACUCUAUCUAUGUUUCGUUGCCUAUCCGAUCGCCUUCCAGCAGGAGCGCGGAUGGUCACCAGGAAUCGGCGGCCUUGGGUUCAUCGGUAUAGGUGUCGGAGUGCUGAUAGCCAUUGCGUGUGAGCCAUUAUUCCGCAAAGUCAUCAACUCGCAUCGAAAGUCUGAUGAUGGCAACGUACCACCAGAGGCUAUGGUCAGUAUCGUUACUCUUGGUGCGAUCCUUCUCGCCGUUGGACAGCUAUGGUUCUCCUGGACGUGUACACCAAAUGUCCACUGGAUCAUCCCCAUCCUGGCUGGACUUCCGUUUGGCGCUGGGAAUGCAUGCGUCUUUAUCUACGCCUCUAACUAUCUCGCCCGCUCAUAUGGUAUCUACGCGGCAUCAGCUCUGGCGGGCAAUAUGUUUGUACGCAGUGUCAUGGGAGCGUGUCUACCCCUUGCAGGUCCGACUAUGUACGGAAAUCUUGGUCUGAACUGGGCUGGCACUCUUCUUGGUCUGGUGGAGGCUGUGUGUAUCGCAAUUCCUGUUAUUUUUUACUUCUACGGGCAUAAUAUUCGCAAGGCCAGCCGUCUUAUUACCGAGGUCGAACGAUUCGUUGCGGCCUAG